This is a messenger RNA of Cavenderia fasciculata, 1845 nucleotides long. RefSeq names its product vacuolin A (gene vacA). NCBI's taxonomy places the organism in Eukaryota, Evosea, Eumycetozoa, Acytosteliales, Cavenderiaceae. Bases 1 to 1845 code for a protein of 614 amino acids. The transcript has 2 exons. The record is from RefSeq and is a predicted model, not a curated record.
AUGUUAGGAAUGCAAACAAACAACCAAAAAUAUACUUUGAGUACUCAACCGAUCAUGAUUUCAAAUACACCAAACAAUACUUCACCAAACAAUACGUUGAAGCCCAUGAUAUCAAGAAGUAACACCGAAGAAGAUCUCAGUGAAAUGAGCCAAUUGGAAGAAUUAAGAGUUGGAAGUAUUGUUGUCCGUUCUGAAUUCAAUGACCUCGAUGCUGAACAACAAUCAACCCAAAUCCUUGAACGUUUCAACAAGAAUGUAAAGGGUACUGCUUUCACAGACUCUCCAGUACUUGGUCGUGCCCUUUCUCGUUUGGACGUUCAAUAUUGGGCUCUUGGUCAUCGUAAUCAAGUUGCUGAAUUGUUUGAUCCACGUGGUGCUCGUUUUGGUAUCGUCUACACUGCUGAUCCAACUACCACCAUUAAAUUCAUCGGUUCCGUUCAAAAGACUGAUAACUUCUUUGGUGCUCAUGGUAAAUAUGUCCUUCAAGUACCAGCCGGUCAUUAUGCUUUGGCUACCAGUAAGAACAGACCAGUUAUGUAUGGUGAAGGUCCACAUGUCAUCAUUGAUCCAACCUUUGUCUUUAACGAGGGUAUUGGAUUUGUCAACCAACAAGAACCAUACAUCCAACACUCAACCAUUCACAUCUUACGUGUACCAGCUGGUAAGAUUGCCAAGGUUUGGAUUGGAACUCAACCAUUCAUCAUCGAGUCGCGUCGUGAACCAUAUGUCUUUGUUGACCCACAAUUCCGUCUUGUAUCUCCGGAGGGCGCCCGUAAAACCAAUCUCUUUUACAAUGCUACCGAUUCUUAUAUCGAACAUGGUUCCAUCAAACGUAUUAUCCCACACACUGGUGAGGUAGCUAUCACCUACAACAAUGGUAUCCUCCAAAUCAUCCAACCACCAAAGGAUAGCCAUCCAAUCAUCAUCAACUCUGCCACCCAUAUGUUUGAGGCAUUCAUCCCAACCUCUCUUCAAACUUGUCUUUUCCCAUCAAAGGAGACCAAGGCUCAAGCUGCCUCUGAAUACAAGGGUGCCACCUCUGAUGAAAUCAAUCUCAAGAUCUUCCAAACUCGUGACUCACUCCGUGUCGGUGUUGUCUUGGUUGUUGCAUUCAAGAUUAUUGAUCCAGAACUCGCCAUCACCAAGCUCGGUAAGGAAGGUAUCAUUAACCAUAUUGAAAAUGUAUCGUUUGCCGAUAUGGGUAAAGCUAUCCAAUUGUCCACCCUUCAAGAGGUCAUGUACUUCCACAAUACAAAGCCCUCAAAGAAAACCGAAAACAGCCACGAAGAAGCCAUCCAAACCAUUCAAGAUCGUGUAAAGGGUAACCUUGCCAACGAUCUCCUCGAAUAUGGUAUUGAAUUAUGUCGUCUCCAAAUUGAAACCAUCAAGGUUAUCGAUGCUGACAUUGCCAAAAAGUUGGCAGGUCAAUCAAUCACCUCUGCCGAGUAUACCACCAAACAAGCCACCCUUGUCAAGGAAUAUGAUAUCAAGACCACUGAAGCCAAGCUCAAGGCCGAGACUGAUAACAUUGCUCUUACUCAAAGAAAUCAAGCUAUUGUCUCUGAAGCUCAAGCUAAACUCCUUUCUUCACAAAGAGAUGCCGAUGCACUCCUCAUCGCUGCCGAUGCCCAAAGAAAGGCUCAAGAAAUGCUUGGUGAGUUGUACACCAAGUUCCCAUGUCUUCUCGAACUUGAAAUGGCCAAGAUCAAAGCCAAGGCACUCCAAGGAGCACAUCUCUAUGUCUGUCCAAGUGAUGCUGGUAGCUUUUUAUCAAGUCCAAUUGCCUAUUUCGAUCAACUCAACCAAAACAAUAACAAACUUGACAAGAAAUCAAUUGAUAAAUAA